CUCUAAUUGGUGCCACACAAGCUGCCGCGCAGAGCUCACCUGUUUUAAUUGGACUAUCGCGACAAGUUGUCCGAGUGACGUCGAUGCUGCUGGUCGACCACUUCCGAUUGUCUCGGGGAUAUCUGAGGAUUUUCGCGCGUGCCUAAUUGAGCACAUCAGAGGACUGCAGCGCGGUCGCGCGAACCGGGGACGUGCCGCUCACCAGGCCGAGGAGACAAGUGAGGCAGUCUGCAGCGAAGCGGCGAGCACAGGCAUGUCAAGCCUGUGAAUGGACGCAGGACAGAGGGCUCUGAGCGUUUCGACAUGGACCACCGGUAACAGCCCGAGAUUCGGUGUUUAGAACAACACGUUUUGGAUGCGUCUGCUUCAUGUGAGAGCUGGAACAGGAGAGCAGGAACACUGACUUUUGAGGCGUGGGUAAAAACUCUGGAAUCGGCUGUUUUCCUCUUCAGAAGGCAGUGCUGGGAUCAAGAGCCGCUCCACUGUUAUUCUUGGAAUCGGGAGACCAUCAGCACUGAAGCCUUUUGUUUUUUUGUUGUUUUUUUUUUAAAUAUAGUUUUUUUUGUGCAAGUGGUCGGUGCGCCCCUGCGUUUGGAGCCAUGGGUUGUACGGUGAGCGCCGAGGAUAAGGCUGCAGCGGAGAGGUCAAAGAUGAUUGACAAAAACCUUCGAGAAGACGGAGAGAAGGCAGCCAGAGAAGUGAAAUUGCUUUUAUUAGGUGCUGGGGAGUCUGGGAAGAGCACCAUUGUAAAGCAGAUGAAAAUCAUCCAUGAAGAUGGAUAUUCAGAAGAUGAGUGUAAGCAGUACCGAGCAGUGGUUUACAGCAAUACCAUCCAGUCUAUUAUGGCCAUCGUUAAAGCCAUGGCCAGUCUCAAGAUAGACUACAGCAACGCUGCCAGAGCGGACGAUGCCCAGCAGCUCUUUGCCCUGUCUGCAGCUGCUGAAGAGCAGGGUGUUCUUCCUGAUGACCUGGCCAAUGUGAUCAGGCGACUGUGGGGCGACAGCGGCAUACAGAGUUGCUUUGCAAGGUCGCGAGAAUACCAGCUCAACGACUCUGCAGCAUAUUACCUGAAUGACCUGGAGAGGAUAGCUAAAGCAGAUUAUAUCCCCACCCAGCAGGAUGUGCUGCGAACUCGGGUCAAGACCACUGGCAUUGUGGAGACUCACUUCACUUUCAAGGAGCUGCACUUCAAAAUGUUUGAUGUAGGAGGCCAACGCUCAGAGAGGAAGAAGUGGAUUCACUGUUUUGAAGGAGUCACAGCCAUUAUCUUCUGUGUUGCACUAAGUGCUUAUGACCUGGUGCUGGCUGAGGAUGAGGAGAUGAAUCGAAUGCAUGAAAGCAUGAAGCUCUUUGACUCUAUCUGCAACAACAAGUGGUUCACUGAGACCUCCAUCAUCCUCUUCCUGAACAAGAAGGAUCUCUUUGAGGAGAAGAUCACUCGCAGCCCCCUUUCCAUCUGCUUCCCAGAAUACACAGGAGCCAACAAGUUUGAUGAGGCUGCCAGUUACAUUCAGACCAAGUUUGAGGACCUGAACAAGAAAAAGGACACCAAGGAGAUCUACACCCACUUCACGUGUGCCACUGACACCAAGAACGUGCAGUUUGUGUUUGACGCCGUCACUGACGUCAUUAUUAAGAACAACCUGAAAGACUGUGGUCUUUUCUAAAGGAGGAUGCCUGACACUCACAGACUGCAUGAGAGACUGCCAUGUGACGAUUACUGCUUUUCAUAAUGAAAACCAUAACAGACUUGAUUCCUAGGGGGUGGAAACCUGAAAGAACUUCAACAAUCACUGAUUUGCAACCAUCACAUUCUCUGUCUAAUGUGUUUAUUAUUAUUUUUAUAUAUAUUUCUUACCGUUCUUGAUCAGGAGUUCUCAUUCUAUUCAAACUGAGCAUCGAGCACAUAGAGAUUUGACCAAGAACCCCUAAUUGGGAAAAGAACCACUAACAGUCAAGGCACUCACCAGAGAAUUUCAGUUGUUUUGUUGUCUUUUUAAAAUUAGAUUUAUAAUAUAAAUUAUAUGAACUGACUUGAGUGGAAAAUAACUGUUGGAAGUAAAACUUACCAUAACAUUAUCUGCUCAUGCCACAUAGCCAAUGAAAAUACAGUAUAAUUAAAGUAUUUCUCUUCCUCAAUAAACAUUCAAGACCAGUUUGAGAACCACUUGUUUAAUGGUAGUUAUCAGAUUUGUUCAGUCUCAUUUUUUUGUAUUCAGUUUGUGUUUUGUAGGUUUUCAUUUCCCUUUUGCAUUUGAAGUUUAAUAAGCGGAUACAGUACAAAACCAACUUUUUAUAAAAACCACAUUAACUUAUGUUAACUAACGUUGGCAUUUUAUGAACCUUUUGACUGCACAGAGCUUAUUUUUUAGAAGACAACAAACAAGCAUGGAGAAUGGAAACCGAUGAAGGGAAAAUGUUUUUUUGUACAAUGUUUACACAGAAUCAACAUUCACAGUUGUACUAUAGUGCAUUGUUCUGCAUGACUGUCCAUAGAUUAGCCUGUAUCCCCCCACAAACUGAAUAACAUUCCUUAAGUAACUUCUUUAAAGAAACAAAACAGAAAUGGUUAUGUGUCACUUUUAAGAUAUCUGCAAGAUUUUUUAAGUGGUUAUGUCUGUUCCUAACAUGGAUUGUUCUGUACUAUUUGUUUCAUUCCAAGUCUUUCUCCAUAUGUUUGUGCCUUGAUAUCUGUUUACACUUGUUCUUUAGAGACAUGCUAUCUUCAUAGUGUGAAUUAGGGCUAUUUCUACUCCACUUCAGUUCACAUAACCCAUGAUUUAAGAUGCACCACAACACUGAGACAAAUGGAUGAUAGUUGUUCAUUAAUAUUACGAUAAAAGUCAAUCACUUGUAAAAUGUAAAUAAAAGUUU
Molecule: messenger RNA, 2874 nt
Organism: Toxotes jaculatrix (banded archerfish)
Lineage: Eukaryota; Metazoa; Chordata; Actinopteri; Toxotidae
Gene: gnai2b
Product: guanine nucleotide binding protein (G protein), alpha inhibiting activity polypeptide 2b
Exons: 9
Coding region: 600-1667 (355 amino acids)
Biological process (GO): adenylate cyclase-modulating G protein-coupled receptor signaling pathway; gamma-aminobutyric acid signaling pathway
Cellular component (GO): heterotrimeric G-protein complex
Molecular function (GO): GTPase activity; G protein-coupled receptor binding; GTP binding
Source: RefSeq, a predicted model, not a curated record